UCUCCACAAAUAUGAAAAGUUCCUUUCUCUGCAGAAGCUGAGACGCAGUUGGGAUGAACAACAGUCUUUUUUAGACAACGCUGACUCCAAUAGUCUAAAAAAUUACUGUUAGUAAAUUCGUAAAAUCAUCGCCCAGCUAGUAAAUUCACGCAUAAAUAAAUAGCGCACCAGCAAUAAAUAUUUUCAACUCGUGAAGAAGGGUUAAAGUAUCUAAGAUUAUUAUAACAUUGGAGUAAAAGGUGCAAGUUCUAGGCCGGGAUAUUUAUUUAAUUUCCCAUGAAAUUUUCAUGGCCUCGUUCAGUAUUCCGAAGGCCAAGAAACACCGCGGAGAUUGUUCACUGAUCGUCAGAAACCGAAGCGGUGGUGACCCCUCAAAGUCACCUGCCACAGCCUCGCCCACUUCGACAACCGCCUACGACCUCGAACUCGCGACCUACCAUCGCCACCUCCAAGUGCAAACGGCCAGCGCCCUCAUGGGCCAGUUCUACAACGGAGAGUUGGCUACUCAUCAUCAUCAUCAUCACUCGGCCGCUGCUUUGGCGUUGCGAGGAGGAGGAGGCACCAACAACGGUGGCGUUGGUGGGAUCAUCGGAGGACUGAGCUCGUCACCAGGAUCUGCUGGGGUGAGUCUUUGGGGUGAAAUGAGCCAGCAACGAUCCGGUUAUGUCAACCAUCUUUCCACGUCACAACAAGACUCUGAGAUGAUCUCCAUCCCCUGCGAUAUUCCACCAUGGGGUCCACCCCCAGGAGCCCCAGCCAACCCCCCUAGCGGACGUGGUAACAGUCAACGAUUUGGUCAGUCCAAGUCCUCAUCGAAAAAGCCACGUCGUCGGGUAGCCACCGUUCAACAAAGACGAGCUGCAAAUAUUCGGGAACGAAGGCGCAUGUUCAACUUAAAUGAAGCGUUUGACCGUCUUCGACGAAAGGUUCCAACGUUUGCGUACGAAAAGCGUCUCUCCCGAAUUGAAACCCUAAGGCUGGCCAUCACAUAUAUUGGGUUUAUGCGGGAUCUUAUGGCGACGGGACCAUCGGAUGAGGGGAACAAUAAUAAUGGCUCGUCAGCACCCAUCACUACCACGAACGGGGGCAAUCACUCCUCCCACAAGAAGGGGGAAAGAGGGACCCAUUCCCACUCACACAUGAACAAUCAUUCCACUUCGGCAGGGAGUCAACAACCAGCGCACUUUAUGCCGGGAUCUUCUUCUCAUAACUCGCAUUCCACUUCAAACAACACGAAUCCAGGUCAUGUGCAGGGUCACGGUCAUAACAACCACCCUGGGCUGGGAGGACUUAUGAAUCCAUUGAUGAUGGAGACCUGUCACAAUCACCCCCCAGCCCCUCACCCUCCGUAUGGGCGCAUGUACCCCCAUGCACAGCCUCACAUCUACAUUCCUUAGGUCAGCAGAACGCGACUACUAAUUCAUAAUAAUCAUUCACAAAAUGAUCUGCUCCAAUCUUGUCUUCCUUUAACAAAUCGAUUUCAAUAUCCAACUUUAUAGUCAUUUAGUACACAAUUGCUAAUUAUUUUCUGCAGUGCAUUCAAGUAUACAUAAUUUUGUAAAUAUUAUGCAGACAAUAAUGUAAUCAUGAUAGUUGGAAUGCACAAUAAUAAAUAUGUGAAUUUUAUCACUUUUGAAAUAUUAUGACAAAAUAAAGGGUUUUGUAAUAAAAUCAGUGUACAUAAUUUUCUUCUUGUAAUUGUCGUUUUAUUCGGAUUAACAGAAUUUACGUACUUCAGACAAAGUUUUGAAACUGGUAUAAAAUUAGUUCCUAUAAAACCAAUGAAUAACGAGGAAAGGGGAGCUACACAUUUGUAUAAUUGAGCUAAAUAAUGUAAAUAUACAUAUUGUGAGAUUAUGACAUGUCGUAGUCUGCAACAGGUUUAUCGUCAUCAUAAUGGAAUGAUUAAUUGUAUAAUAUAAUAAUAAAACUGGGGAAACGCACAUUUUCAGUAGUUUAUUGAGAAUUGACUGAAAGAUAAACAAAAACAAUUGACACCUGAAUUGAACAAAAAACACCGUACACCCGGCUGGCAUUAAAUCUGUAACAAUUUGGACUUGAAAGAAUUAUGAUGCGCUUAAGCUAUUUUGAAUUUAAGCAGGUGGGCAAACAAAUUGCGAAACAGCAACAAUUAAACACAAUACUAGACUAAUACUAGACAAACACUGAACCAAAUUAAAUCCACUACAUACACAUGCUACCAUAAAGAUACAACAAAUUUGCGAUAAAAUCAUUAAACAAAAUUGUAAAAA
Folsomia candida is the source of this 2252-nucleotide messenger RNA. RefSeq names its product neurogenic differentiation factor 4. Bases 288 to 1397 code for a protein of 369 amino acids. The record is from RefSeq and is a predicted model, not a curated record. Gene Ontology annotation, biological process: developmental process; regulation of transcription by RNA polymerase II. The transcript is spliced from 7 exons. Gene Ontology annotation, molecular function: RNA polymerase II transcription regulatory region sequence-specific DNA binding; protein dimerization activity; DNA-binding transcription factor activity, RNA polymerase II-specific. Lineage: Eukaryota; Metazoa; Arthropoda; Collembola; Entomobryomorpha; Isotomidae.